Molecule: messenger RNA, 906 nt
Organism: Penicillium mononematosum
Lineage: Eukaryota; Fungi; Ascomycota; Eurotiomycetes; Eurotiales; Aspergillaceae
Product: aldo/keto reductase family protein
Exons: 3
Coding region: 1-906 (301 amino acids)
Molecular function (GO): oxidoreductase activity
Source: RefSeq, a predicted model, not a curated record
AUGCCUCUGAUCGCACAGAACCCCCAGCCCAGAGUUAUUCUCGGGUUGAUGACCUUUGGCCCAACCGAGGCCAAGGGUGCCCGGAUCACCUCACUGGAUGAGUUCAACAAAUGCCUUGAUUACUUCCAGCAGCAAGGGUUCAACGAAGUUGAUACUGCCCGUAUUUACAUCGACGGGGAACAGGAGGCAUUCACAGCCAAGGCGAACUGGAAGUCGCGUGGGCUGACUCUGGCCACAAAAUGGUACCCAAACCAGCCCGGCUUUCACAAGCCGGAGGUCGUCCGUGAGAAAUUGGAGCUUUCCCUGAAGGAGUUGCAGACCGACACAGUCGAUAUCUUCUAUCUGCACGCAGCAGAUCGCGCCACUCCAUUCGCUGAAACUCUCGAGGCUGUUAACCAGCUGCACAAGGAGGGCAAGUUCGUACAGCUCGGUCUGAGCAACUUUACAGCCUUUGAAGUGGCUGAGAUUUGCAUCCUCUGUGCUGAGAGGGGAUGGGUCCGCCCCACCAUUUACCAGGCCAUGUAUAAUGCGAUUACACGCAACAUCGAGACUGAACUCGUUCCCGCCUGCCACCGAGAUGCCACCUUCGAAGCUCUGAGUAUCAUUGAGCCUGUCGUAGAGAAACAUGGUCUCACACUUCUAGAGACGGCUCUACGCUGGGUCCGCCAUCACUCUGCUCUGAGAAUGGAGAAUGGCGGUCGUGACGGAGUUUUGGUGGGAGUUAGUAGCUUCGCACAGCUUGAGACUAACCUUGCCGAUCUCCAGAAGGGACCGCUCCCAGAAGAGGUUGUGCAGGCUUUGGACCAGGCUUGGCUGGUCGCCAAGUCCAACUCUCCCAAUUACUGGCACCUUGAUCUGAAGUAUACUUAUGAUACUCAGAAGGCGGUGUUUGGGCCUAAGGAAUAA